Vicugna pacos (alpaca) is the source of this 3528-nucleotide messenger RNA. RefSeq names its product mitochondrial translational initiation factor 2 (gene MTIF2). Gene Ontology annotation, cellular component: cytoplasm. Gene Ontology annotation, biological process: translational initiation. NCBI's taxonomy places the organism in Eukaryota, Metazoa, Chordata, Mammalia, Artiodactyla, Camelidae. Gene Ontology annotation, molecular function: translation initiation factor activity; GTP binding; GTPase activity. The record is from RefSeq and is a predicted model, not a curated record.
CCGGCGACACCGGAAGCCUGACGGGGACCGUUUCGGGGACGGACUGGCUAACAGACCGUUUUCCCGGGGGCGGAAGGUGAUCUCCGCCCGGCUUUAGAGUCUGGACGCCCUGGCCCUAUGUAGGAGUUAAAUAGCUUCCGAGGCUUCCAACUCCUUUAUUCAGACUUCCACCAACGCAACUGCAUUAUUUCCAACAUCCUUUUCCACAUUCCAUGACAAGAAUAUCCUAGCUGCGGAGGAACACAGAAUUGGGAAUCGGAAAGCCUCCUGUAUUCUAGUCCUAUCAUUAACUAGCGGAAAAAUAUGAACCAGAAGUUACUGAAGUUGGAGAACUUGUUACGAUUUCACAUUGUUUGUAGGCAUAGCCUGUGUCAAAGAAGAACAUUAGCACAGUGGAGGCAUAUGUUUUCGUCUGCUUACCCGGUGUGGACCGCUCAGCUGUAUGCCCGGCCCUGGCAAACAGAUGCACUCAUCAGGGCUGCUUUAUCUCAACAUAGGCUUCUGGUAACAAAGAAGGAAGAAAGUUCACAGAAAUCUCAAUUAUCUUCAAGAAAAUCUAAAAAGGAGGUGGAGGUAUGGAUUGGAAUGACUGUUGAGGAGCUGGCCAGAGCAAUGGAAAAAGACAUAGAUUAUAUAUAUGAAUCUUUAAUGAACACUGCUGUUGACAUAGAUUCACUAGAAGCGGACUCACAUUUAGAUGAAGUCUGGAUCAAAGAAGUGAUAAAGAUGGCAGGAAUGAAGUUAAAAUGGAGCAAAUUAAAACAAGAAAAAGUCAGAGAAAAUAAAGAUGCAGUAAAAAGGCCCCAGGCAGAUCCAGCUUUAUUAACCCCAAGGUUCCCAGUUGUUACUAUAAUGGGCCAUGUUGAUCAUGGGAAAACGACGUUACUUGACAAACUGCGAAAAACUCAAGUGGCAGCAAUGGAAGCUGGAGGCAUCACUCAGCACAUUGGUGCCUUUCUUGUCUCUCUACCUUCUGGGGAAAAGAUAACCUUUCUUGAUACUCCAGGACACGCUGCUUUCUCAGCAAUGAGAGCCAGAGGUGCUCAGGUCACUGACAUUGUCAUAUUGGUUGUAGCUGCAGAUGAUGGAGUGAUGAAACAAACUGUAGAAUCCAUUCAGCAUGCCAAGGAUGCUCAAGUUCCUAUUGUCCUUGCCAUUAACAAAUGUGACAAACCUGAGGCUGAUCCUGAAAAAGUGAAAAAAGAACUGCUAUCUUACGACGUGGUGUGUGAGGAUUAUGGAGGCGACGUUCAAGCAGUGCACGUUUCUGCACUCACGGGAGAUAAUAUGAUGGCUUUGGCAGAGGCAACAGUCGCUCUUGCAGAAAUGUUGGAAUUGAAAGCAGACCCUACUGGUCCAGUUGAAGGAACAGUAAUAGAAUCUUUCACAGAUAAAGGAAGAGGUCCUGUUACUACAGCUAUAAUUCAAAGAGGAACUUUGAGAAAAGGCUCCAUUCUGGUUGCUGGAAAGAGUUGGGCAAAAGUACGCUUAAUGUUUGAUGAAAAUGGAAAAACAAUCAACGAGGCCUAUCCCAGCAUGCCAGUGGGAAUUGUAGGUUGGAGAGACCUCCCUUCUGCAGGAGAUGAAAUUCUUGAAGUAGAAUCUGAGCCAAGGGCACGUCAAGUUGUUGACUGGAGGAAGUAUGAGCAAGAACAAGAGAAAAAUAAAGAGGCUCUGAAAUUAAUAGAAGAAAAGCGAAAGGAACACCAGGAAGCACAUCGGAAAGCCCGUGAGAAGUAUGGCACUUUGCACUGGAAGGAGAUAUCACUUAUAAAAUACAAAGAAAAAAAACAGCAGCAACCCUUAAAGCUAAAAGAGAGAGUAGAAAGAGAGUCAAAUGUACUUCCUGUAAUUAUUAAAGGCGAUGUUGAUGGUUCCGUUGAGGCCCUUUUGGACAUUAUGGAUACCUAUGAUGCUUCACAUGAGUGUGAACUAGAAUUAGUACAUUUUGGUGUGGGUGAUAUUAGUGAAAAUGAUGUUAACCUUGCUGAAACAUUUCAUGGUGUUAUAUAUGGUUUCAAUGUGAAUGCAGCCAAUGUUAUACAGCAGUCAGCUGCAAAAAAAGGAGUAAAAAUUAAACUUCACAAAAUCAUCUACCGUCUUAUUGAAGAUUUGCAGGAGGAACUGAGCAGCAGAUUGCCCUGCAAUGUGGAAGAGCACAUAAUAGGUGAGGCUUCUAUACUAGCUACCUUCUCUGUAACAGAAGGGAAGAAAAAAGUUCCUAUAGCUGGCUGCAGAGUCCAAAAGGGACAGUUAGAAAAACAAAAAAAAUUUAAAUUAAUCCGUAAUGGACAUGUUCUUUGGAAAGGCUCAUUAAUCUCACUGAAACACCAUAAAGAUGAUAUUUCAGUCAGCAAAACUGGAAUGGACUGUGGUCUCAGUUUGGAUGAAGAAAAGAUAGAAUUUAAAGUGGGGGAUGAUAUUGUUUGUUAUGAAGAAAAAGAAGUUGUAGCCAAGACGUCUUGGGAUCCAGGAUUUUAAAAUUACAUUAAAAAUGUAAAUAUUUUGCUUUAUAGAGCAACUAGUUUUGUUUCACUGAAGGUAGUAAUUCACCACUACUGGUCAAAAAGUACCAAGCAGUUCUACCAAGUGUUAACAUAUACAACUGUCAAAAUGCUUCAGAAAUACGAAACCUUAUUUAACGAAGUCUACAACUAGUAAUCCUGAAAUAAGUAAAAGAAUGUGGUUAAAGGAACUUGUUAAUUAUCAGUGUACCAUUAAAUCUAAUACUUAGAGACUGUAAUAAACUUCAAGUGCUUGCUUUAGUUCAGUGAUACGAAGAGAAGCAAUCCCCUCUGAACUCUGCUCCAUAGGCAAAAUAUGGUACCAGUCAAGUAUUAUGAAACCUUAUUUCUCAGUGUCAGCAGUACCAAAGAGCAAACAUUAGAAUUUAAAUUCCUGAGUUCACGCUCAACACUGAAUAAUAGUGUUCUGUUGCACUGCAGACUGUAAAUGUCCAGCCAAACCACCCCAGAAAUUCAGGCAAUUUAGAGUUCAGCCUUUAAACUUCCUCCAUAUGAGGCAAGUUAAUUGUAGCAGCUUUUCAGGCAAGGUUAUAAGGCCAAUUCACACAAAUGAGGUUUUCUCAAUCUCGGAGGGAGGGUAGUCCCCCACCCCAUACCCCCAAAGGUCAUUUAGAUAUUUUUGGUUGUGGGGAGGGGCGGUGUGCUACUGGCAUUAAGUGGGUAAGAAGCCAGAGAUGCUGUUCUAUCAUCCUGUGAUGCAAGAGAGAGCCUCCACAAAAAGAGUUACCGGCCCAAAUUGCUGAGGUCAAAAAACUAACAAACCAGCUUAUAUUCAGACAGCUACUAUUAAAUACAACAUAAUUCUGGCCAAGUGUAGUUUUAUCAAAAAAAUACUGUGAUCAAUUUGAUGCCUAAAAUCCAUUCUUCAAAUCAUUAGAAUAAAAUUCCAGUUAAAUGUUAGUUCAUGUCUUUUUAUUAACUGAUAAACAAUUACUUGUCUUCUGGUUUGUUGAAACAAUAGGUCAGACAACAUUUGCCACAAUAAUGUCUGUCAAAGUGGCUA